Messenger RNA from Danio rerio (zebrafish), 1317 nucleotides. NCBI's taxonomy places the organism in Eukaryota, Metazoa, Chordata, Actinopteri, Cypriniformes, Danionidae. The record is from RefSeq and is a predicted model, not a curated record.
UGGCGAAUUAGGUUGUUGGAGGUGACUCGAAUCUGAUCGAUAAAGAUUUAUAAAGGCAUGUCCACGUUGGAUGAGGACGUACAAGAUGCUGUAUUGGCAGUCCUACCUGGGCUAUCAGAGGAGAAACUAGUGUCUCUUUUGAACAAAUUGGCAAGCAUAGGAGUUGAAUCCAAAUCUGACUUGCAGUUUGUUAAAGAGGGCGAUCUUCCUGAUCCCAUCACACCAAUACAGUGUCGUCGGCUCCUCAAUGCAUGGAAUAUAGAAGACAAAACAGUUUGUGCCAAAGUAUCACCUUUAGAAUCCACAAACAUAGUCUUUGAUGUAUCACCAGUAAACUCACCAUCUUCAAAUUUCAGUUCCUCGUGUACACCAAGUGUCUCUAGCACAAACAGCUCCAGUACAACUGUCGAUUUAACUGUAUGGCCUGAAAACUUUGAAGUUCUAUGGAAUCGGAUGUCUUCUGGUAUUAAAACUGCCACUGCACUGGGUAGACGCCCUACAGCUAAAGAACGCAGAGAAAUGGUGAGAAUCAUUGUUGAUGAGAUGAGACAGACAGAGUUAAAUCCAUCAAAAUCCCAAUGUCUCAUUGUUGCAAAGAAGAUUGUUAAACAGUACCCACAAAGCUUUGCUGAUGUUUUGAAAGAUGGCACAAGAAUUGGGACUGGCUAUGGAUCCCUAUUGAUACAACUAAAAACAAGAGUGGAGCAUGUUAAUCGUGGCUGCUCAUUUUCGAGACGCAGGAAACAAAAAAAGACCUCAAAUGCACCACCCGAAGACACUGGACCAGGGCCUACUGACCAGUAUGGAUGUGUAAGGUGGCAGCCUGAGUGUCCUGUUGAUGAUACUGAAGAAAGUCUCCAAGAAAAGCAGGAAGAAAUGAAGGACCUCUAUAGUUGUAAGGGGCCAGCUGGAGCUCAAAAAGGACAUCUAAGUCAAUUAAUGAAAGCUAAAUACUACCUCCAACGUAAAUCGAUUAAUGCCUGUCCACCACCAUCCAUUGCUGAGUUGAAAAAUGAGUGGCCAUAUCUUUUUACACCCAAAGAACUGUAUAGCCACUUUAAGUCACUUACCAACAUCAGCAUUUUGGAAAGACUUGAGAAGUCCAUGGAAGAAAAAGGAAAGAUGAUUCUUCAGUUUUUCCGUCAAAAGCCAGCAGGUACCAAAACAGAUGAGAUUCAGCGAAUACUUCUGAAGUUUGAUGAUAGUGGAGCUUCAAGUUUCAUUCCAUGUGUGGUCCUUGUGCUUCUGUCACACUUUAAAGAAAAAAAUGAUGCACUGAUUCUUCAGACGGAUGUAAGUCUUAUAGUGUAUUUUUAA